Molecule: messenger RNA, 1545 nt
Organism: Solanum verrucosum
Lineage: Eukaryota; Viridiplantae; Streptophyta; Magnoliopsida; Solanales; Solanaceae
Product: mitochondrial adenine nucleotide transporter ADNT1-like
Exons: 8
Coding region: 260-1327 (355 amino acids)
Biological process (GO): transmembrane transport
Source: RefSeq, a predicted model, not a curated record
GUACGAACGCCGUCGCUUAACUCUGAUACUGCACGUUCACUUCCCUGCUGCAUUUUCAUCGAUCUCUGUUCAUUUACGCCGCCGCCGCCACAAACCACCGCGAUUCAGUAUACUGUCACCGGGAAAUUUACAUUCCCCCCUUAGCUCGUCCAUAUUCCGAUCGGUCCUCUGGUUUUGAACUGAGUAUACAUUGACAGAGUGUUCAAAAUCUAAGGAUUCGUAUCAGGUUGAGCUAUAAUCUAGGCGAUCUCGAUCUUAUAUGGCUUCUGAGGAUGUGAAGGCGAGCGAAUCAGCGGUGGAGAAAAUUGUGAGUCUCGCGGAAGAGGCGAAGUUAGCUAGACAAGAAAUCAGGCCUACAAGCCAUGCUGUUAUCAGUAUCUGCAAGUCACUCGUAGCUGGAGGUGUCGCCGGAGGCGUGUCACGAACUGCUGUGGCCCCACUGGAACGGCUAAAGAUAUUGCUCCAGGUUCAAAAUUCACAUAGCAUAAAAUACAAUGGGACCAUUUCAGGCUUAAAAUAUAUCUGGAGAACUGAGGGGUUCAAAGGACUGUUCAAGGGCAAUGGCACCAAUUGUGCACGUAUCGUCCCAAACUCAGCAGUCAAGUUCUUCAGCUAUGAGCAAGCUUCCAAGGGUAUACUAUAUCUUUACCAGCAACAAACUGGCAAUGAGGAUGCUCAGCUCACUCCCUUACUACGUCUUGGAGCUGGAGCUUGUGCUGGCAUAAUUGCCAUGUCUGCAACUUACCCAAUGGACAUGGUGCGGGGAAGAAUUACUGUGCAGACAGAGAAAUCUCCUUAUCAAUACAGAGGAAUGGUCCAUGCCCUAUCCACCAUACUCCGUGAGGAAGGUCCACGUGCUUUGUAUAAAGGAUGGCUUCCUUCUGUCAUAGGAGUUAUUCCAUAUGUGGGACUUAACUUUGCAGUUUACGAAUCUCUAAAAGAAUGGUUGGUCAAAACAAAACCACUUGGUCUAGUUGAUGAUUCUACUGAGCUUGGUGUUGUUACAAGGCUGGCAUGUGGGGCUGUGGCAGGGACUUUGGGGCAAACUGUUGCUUACCCUCUUGACGUUGUACGCAGAAGGAUGCAGAUGGUGGGUUGGAAAGAUGCUGCAUCCAUUGUUACUGGUGAUGGGAGGAGCAAGGCCUCCCUUGAAUAUUCUGGUAUGAUUGAUACUUUCAGGAAAACUGUGAGGUAUGAGGGCUUCAGCGCCUUGUACAAAGGUUUGGUGCCUAAUUCAGUGAAGGUCGUCCCUUCAAUAGCUAUUGCUUUUGUGACAUAUGAGCAAGUGAAGGACCUAUUGGGAGUUGAGAUCAGGAUAUCUGACUGAUGAAGACAAGCUCCAAUCGUUUUUCCCUGCAUAUGAUAAUUUUGCAGACAAGGAUAGAUAGAGUGAUAAUAACAUGGCGGGUUACACCGUCUAAACAGAGAAUUUACGCUUUUGUUCUAGCUUGUGACGACAAAUUUAGGAUUUUCUAGUGUGCUUAUAAUUUCCUUAUGUAUCUGUUUAUUGCUUAUUCAAUUGUCAAUAAGCAAAUUCUACAAGAA